AUCUACUUCGCAGCAGAUGGCUCAGUGUCAGUGUCGAUGUAUGCCAGCCCAAAUUACUCAAGAUGGGGAGGCAGCAACCUCAAGCCCAAUAAAUGCCUUGUACUUGCAGAGAUCGUGAACGUUCCGUCGAGAUUCGUGUGCAGGUUUCCGUAUUAUGUCGUAAAUAAUACAGAUCGGAUCAUGUGUUGGUAUUUGUUGGUCGACUGUGGAGAUCAUGAACCCACACAAGAAGUUAUCCAUCCCAACAGUCCAAGAGGUGUAUUCCUAGAACAAGAUCCACAAUAUGAAGCUAGGGUCCAAAAUGUACCGAUCGACACACCGAAACCAUCGCAUCACCUUGACAAGAUCCUAGAAGAGUACCGUCGAGCACAAUUAUCAGUAGAGUAUGACCAAGAUGACAUGUCAAUCUUCGGGGCAGUGGACGAGGUGCAACAAACUGUCACGCUAGCCUUAGUUCCCCAGCUAUGA
Messenger RNA from Pisolithus orientalis, 468 nucleotides. RefSeq lists its product as uncharacterized. Lineage: Eukaryota; Fungi; Basidiomycota; Agaricomycetes; Boletales; Pisolithaceae. The record is from RefSeq and is a predicted model, not a curated record. The transcript has 2 exons. The annotation marks the transcript as partial.